Molecule: messenger RNA, 4590 nt
Organism: Closterium sp. NIES-67
Lineage: Eukaryota; Viridiplantae; Streptophyta; Zygnematophyceae; Desmidiales; Closteriaceae
Source: the annotation of a GenBank genome assembly
CGUCGUCGUCCUCGACUCACCUCACCUCCCACAGAGCCCUCCCACCACUUAAGUUUCUCUUCCGCGCUUGUGUCGCUUCCGCGCUUGUUUCUCUUGCGCGCUAGAUCCAUCCUGCUCCAGUCCAGACCCCGCAACGCCACCAGAUGACGCCGAGCCACAUACAAAAUGCUCGUUCGCGCCUGUGUCCAUCCUCGUCCUAUUCUCGUCCCAUUUUGCGGCGCUGCCUCCUUCGAUGGUCCGCUGGCGGUCAACGGUUCUCGUCUGCUCUGCUGGCGAACCCCACAGCGAAUUAGGGUUGAGUAUUUAGAAUGAGUCGGUAUCGGGGAUUCGAUUCGGGUCGGGUCGGGGUCGACACGUCACGACGCUUCUUGAGUUUGGCCAUGGCUUUCCCAAACCCUGCCUCGCUGGCCACGCAAUCUUUCCAACGCGCAUUACUGGCAGGCAGUGCUCUCACGCGCCACCCCACUCCUUCCGCCGCCAGCCCACUCCUUUUCUUCUCGCCAGCCCACUCCAGCCCACUCACGGCCCACUCCGUGCAGAAAGGCUCUCACGAGGCACUUUGAAACCCUUUCUCCUAGGACAUAAGCGCGGAUGCCGCGCACGAUGGUAGUCAAGGGGUCAAGUCAAGCGUUUUUUUCUGGAGGGGGACUCUCAUUCGCCCGCGGAUUCCUCCGCCGGGGGGGACGUUGCGCCGAACUCCUCCCCCGCGGGCCUUCCCACCGCGGCGAGUCUCCCUCUCACGGGGGGGUCCGUGAGGUAUUUAAUCCCCCCUCUCGGCCUCUCCUUCACCACAGCCUUGGCUUUGAGAGCCUCUCAGCCUUUGCGCCCCUUGUUGCAAGCCACUAGUACCACAGUACUAGUGCUGCACGUGCUCCCCGAGAACUCCGCUGACCCUUACGACUCCUACCACACGCACACCUAUUAGUUCUGCUGCGGCUCCAUCUCGCUAUCUCCUGCUGUUGCUGCUCCUGCUGCUGUCAAGGGGUCAUCUCCACGUGAUACCUCCGAGGGUGCAAUCUCAGCUCGUGACGUCAUCGCCGUCAUCACCAUCGUUCCAUCAUCACCAUCAUGGGUCGUCUGGUGCUUGCUGCGGCGCUCGUGGCCCUCGUGCUCUCCGCCUGUGCGCCCAUGGCUGCCGCCAUCCGCCUGCCGUCGACCACGCCCUGCAAAUGGGGGCACGGCAGGGACGCGUCAGGCAACUGCGCUGACACCUGCGCAAUCCGCAACUGCGGCACCAACUCCAAGUGCCUCAAGGACGAGGCCGGCUGGGCCAACUGCGUGUGCCUCAAGGGCUUCCAGCUGCUGCCCAACGCCUCCUGCGCCCACUCGUGCGCCAUCUUGGUGUGUGACCUGCAUUCGACGUGCGUGAAGGAGGAGGACUCGUUGGCCAAGUGUGUGUGCAACUGGGGCUACAUCAUGACCCCCGAUGGCGUCUGCGUUGAUGCAUGUGAGGUCGCGGCCUGUCGCACCAAUUUCACGUGUGCCAGAAAUCCCGACAAUCUGGCCGACGUGAAUUGUGAAUGCCAGGAGGGAUACGCGCUGUCAGGGGACAAAUGCAUUGACAAGUGCGACCUCAAGGGGUGUUUGGGUGGCACGUGCAGCCAGAUCGAUGGAGAGGCAGUGUGUGACUGCCAUGGUGCGACCACUGGCCUCAAACUGCUGGAGGACACGGUCACGUGCCAAGAUGCAUGUGUGCUCGAGGCGUGUCGCACCAAUUUCACAUGUGCCAGGAAUGUUGACAAUCUGGCCAACGUGCGCUGUGAAUGCGAGGACGGAUACGCGCUGGCGGAGGACGGCACAUGCAUUGACAAGUGCGACCUCAAGGGGUGUUUGGGUGGCACGUGCAGCCAGAUCGAUGGAGAGGCAGUGUGUGACUGCCAUGGUGCGACCACUGGCCUCAAACUGCUGGAGGACACGGUCACGUGCCAAGACAAGUGCGACCUCAAGGGGUGUUUGGGCGGCGGGACGUGCAGCCAGAGUGAUGGAGUGGCAGUGUGUGACUGUGAUAUGGAGACCAGUGGCAAAGUGCUGCUGGCUGACACGGUCACCUGCAAAGAUGCAUGUCAGGUGGAGGGCUGUGCUGCCCUUGGCGAGUUUGGGCGGUGCAUCAGGAAUCCAAUGAAUGCAUCCGACGUGCGCUGUGCAUGCAAGGAUGGCUACGUGCUGUCAGGAGGCAUAUGCGUUGACGCAUGUGAGCUCGAGGCCUGUGCAAUCAAAGACACCAAAUCCGAGUGCAUCAGGAAUCCGCUGAAUCUGACCGAUGUGCACUGUGCAUGCGUGGAAGGCUACGUGCUGUCAGGAGGCAAAUGCACUGAUGCGUGUUUGGUGCAGGCCUGUGCUACCAAAGACACCAAGUCCGAGUGUAUCGUGAAUCCGCAGAAUAAGACCGAUGUGCACUGUGCAUGCCUGAAUAAGUACGUGCUGUCAGGAGGCGUAUGCACUGACACCUGCGCGCUGAAGGGCUGUGUGGGCGGCACGUGCGACCAUAACACCGAUGGGUCGGCAUUCUGCUCUUGCAAUGCUGAUGCUGGCUUCGUGCUGCUGGGUGAUAAGUUGACGUGCGAACACGUGUGCACUAUUGAGAACUGCAAGAAAAAGGAUCCCAACUCUUUUUGCACAUGGACUAAGGCCGGUGGGGCAACGUGUCCUUGCAUGCUGGGUUUCGAUACCCCAGUAGGAGGCGGCUUGUGCACUGACACCUGCACACUCAAGGGUUGUGGUGCGCACAGCACCUGCAAGCACCGCGGCGAUGGAUCGGCAUUCUGCGUUUGUGACACUGGUUAUACACUGCAGGAAGAUGGCGUGACGUGCAAGGACAAAUGCGCAGCCAUCAAAUGUGGUGGGAACGGCACGUGCAAGGUUGACACUGCUGGCGUGGCGUCCUGCGUUUGUGACGCUGGUUUCAUUCUGCAAUCCGACGGCAAGACAUGCAUUGAGAGUUGUGGCACCAAGAGCUGUGACCCCACUUCUGAUUGCGUCAAGAACGCUGCAGGCGUGGCGUCCUGUGUUUGCAAGGCGGGCUAUCAGAACGUUUCCGGCACGUGUGUCGGCCCAGCCACAUGUGGCAACUGCCCCACUGGAGCCACUUGCGCUGUUGCUUUCGGCAGCAUUCCAUACUUCGUCUGUCCUGCCGGCUAUGGCAUGACCAAUGCUGGUUGCGUCAGUGGAGCCACGCCUACCGUUUCGUCCACCAGCUUCACCUUCUACGAUCAGACCAACCACACCAUAACCCCCAACACUUACACCCUGCGCUUGCCCUUCGACGGCUGCACGGACCUCCCUGCCUCAACUGGCGCAAACGUCCGGUCGUUUUGGCACUUAGACUGGGUGCCAGGAGGGGCUGGGAACUGCGUGGCUGUGAAUCAAUUCAGCCAGGCGGGGUGUGCUGGCACGCCUACUCCGCGCCCUGCCUCGACUUCCGGGAUUGGUGCCAGGGGUUCAGUCAAUUAUUAUCCGUAUACUUACCGCUCUUUCAGCUGUGUUCAUUAAGUCCAGCAGCCCAACUUCUAAAGCAGCCGUCGGAGAUAUUGAAAUUUGAAGGUUUCUGACCUGCUGGAUGCUGCCAGCUUCGAGGGCAACAAUGGUUCGUUCUUCACGGAGUACGGUCGUUGCUAGCCCCCCCCCCCAUCCCCCUUCCUCCCCAGGCUCCUCCCCUCUCCCUGCUUGUACUAUGGGUGUGUGAGUGUGCAUGGCAGGGUGAGAUUAGUAGCUUUGAGUUUUGUUGUUGUAUGGAUGUGAAUCUAUCAUCAUGUGUAUGAUAAGCACAUAACAUGGUUAGAUUCCAACUAUUUCAGUAGCUAAUAAUGCAUAUGUUCCACUGACCAAUCAAUCUUUGCAGCAGCCAGAUUCGAACCAUGACGUGUGCAUGGUGAGGCGCACCUGCUUCAAUUCUUGAGCUCUCCGAGUUACUGGCAGCGUGCAAGGGGAGCUGUAAAGUCACGGAGGGGCAGUGACGAAGUUGCACUGGCUAGGCCUAGAACUCAUUUCGUGAGCUAAGGCGUAGUCAUUCCUGACCCCUUGGACCGCCCUUUUUGCUGCCAUGUCGGAUCCGAGGUAUCCCCACGGGUAUCCGCCUCCGCAGGGUUACCCAGGAGGUUACCCUCCGCAGGGUUACCCGCCACAACAAGGCGGUUACCCACCGCAGCAGGGUUACCCGCCCGCGGGAUACCCUCCGCCUGCGGGGUACCCCGGCGCUCCUCCCGCCGGUUACCCGCCACCCGCGGGGUAUCCCCCGCAGGGUUAUCCGCCUCCCGCUGGGUAUCCCCCUCAAGGAUACCCUCCUGCCGGUUAUCCCGCUCCGCACGGGUACCCAGGUGGUCACGGUCAAGUGGCUCAUGUGCAUGUGGGCCACCACCACAAGCAACACAAGUACAAGGGGAGGAAGCACAAGGGCUUCUAUGGCAAGCACAAAGGCCAUUUCCAUGGCAAACGCAAGGGGUUUUUUGGCAAGAGGAAGGGCUUCUUCAAGUAGUGGCUUGUGUUGUGUGUCUAAAAAUGUAGAAGUCUGAUUACCUUCUGUUCAUUGUAAAUGGUUGUUGGAUAAUUGUAUCAACAUCGUGUCACAGCCUUGCCAAAGUCUAACUAGGGUGC